Cladophialophora psammophila CBS 110553 is the source of this 2085-nucleotide messenger RNA. RefSeq names its product DNA polymerase kappa subunit. The record is from RefSeq and is a predicted model, not a curated record. NCBI's taxonomy places the organism in Eukaryota, Fungi, Ascomycota, Eurotiomycetes, Chaetothyriales, Herpotrichiellaceae. Gene Ontology annotation, molecular function: damaged DNA binding; DNA-directed DNA polymerase activity. The transcript has a single exon. Bases 1 to 2085 code for a protein of 694 amino acids. Gene Ontology annotation, cellular component: nucleus. Gene Ontology annotation, biological process: error-prone translesion synthesis.
AUGACAUUGCAUGAUGGGAAUGAUAGCCUCCUUACAACCGUCAACCCAAACACAGACAAUACCCCAGAUGAUCAGGGCCAGACACCGCGGAACCAGGCCCAGGCAGCCUUCGUCCAGGCAUCUCAACAUCAUUCCCUGAAGCACCAUCUUCUCGGUCCUUCUUUGACCAAGGCCGGGCAAGAUGCGGUCGAUCAGAAGAAGGUCUCCGAAAUCAUUUACGAGGCCUCCAAGGGCUCGAAGUUCUUCAACAAUGAAGAAGUCAAGGACAGGAAUUUGACUGUCAAGAUUGAGCAGAUUCUCAAAAAGAAGGCACAACUGGAGAAGCUUGACCUCAAGACGGAUUUGCGCCGGGCAGAUGAUUACAUUGCGUCCCUCGAGCUGGCAAGAGACCUGUCACAGUAUGUCGUGCACAUUGAUUGCGAUGCCUUCUAUGCCGCCGUCGAAGAAAUUGAUCGACCUGAACUCAAGACUGUGCCCAUGGCCGUGGGGAUGGGAGUUCUUACCACCUGUAACUACGAGGCUCGGAAAUAUGGUUGUCGCAGUGCCAUGGCAGCAUUUGUGGCCAAGAAACUAUGCCCUCAGCUGGUCUGUCUACCAUUGAACUUUGACAAAUACACAGCCAAGGCGAAAGAAGUGAGGGCUAUCCUCGCAGAGUAUGAUCCCCGCUUCGAGAGCUCUAGCAUCGAUGAAGCCUACAUGAAUAUUACAGGGUACUGCAAUACUCACCGGCUAGACCCGGAGGCCGCAGUUGAACAACUCAGAAAGGAAGUUCACGAGAAGUGCAAGAUCACAAUCUCCGCCGGUAUUGCGCCCAAUGCCAAAUUGGCCAAGAUCUGUUCCAAUAAGAACAAACCAAAUGGGCAAUUUCGAAUUCCCAAUGAUCGGGCUGCCAUAAUGUCGUUCAUGGCUAUACUGCCGGUGCGCAAGGUUAACGGUGUCGGUCGUGUCUUUGAGCGAGAGCUCGACGCUAUUGGCAUUAAAACAUGUGGCGACAUCUAUCUUCAGCGGGCAUACCUUUAUAAGCUGUUUGGCGAGAAGGCAUUCCAGUUCCUAAUGCACACCUACCUUGGUCUUGGGCGCACAAUCGUGCAGCCUGCUGAGGAAUAUGAACGCAAGAGCGUAGGAACAGAAAGCACGUUCCGCGAUAUCAGGAAUAAACAAGAACUUCGCGAGAAGCUUCGCCGCACAGCCGAGGAACUGGCAAAAGAUAUGAUUCGAGUCGAGGUCAAAGGCCGGACCCUGGUGUUGAAGGUCAAACUUCACACCUACGAAGUCUUCACGCGACAAGUUGCCACCCCAAAGGCGGUCCACCUCGCAGACGAUCUCUACAAUUACAGCCUCCCGAUGUUGGUGAAGCUCGAAAAGGAGAUCCCGGACUUCCGGCUCCGCUUGAUGGGACUACGGUGCACCCAUCUAGUCAGCACGAAAAAGGGGAGUACCGAUUUCUUCCGCCGAAAACCCAGCAACGACAACUCCUUCACAGGAAAGUCAGCAGAUGAUGCCAAGUGGGAAGUGUGGCCUGACUCAGAGUUCGAAGAAGCGGCGCGCCAGGAGAGACAGGAGGAGAUUGAAGAGCUGGAGCGUCUGAGUCAAGAACAGCAGCAUGAACAAACCCAAGACCAGGAUACCCACACACCAGUGCCAGAUGCCUCUAUUUCCACGGCUGACUGGCAUGAACCCUUUGGCAGGUACAAGUUUGGCAGCGAGCCAACCUCGCCGGCAGCAUCACCUCCAGCCAAGCAUGGACGAGUGCUAAAUAAAACUGCUUCAUCGGGCUUGAACGAUGAGCACAAGCAAGAAGCAGUAUGGGACUGUCCAAUUUGUCAACUCCCGCAGCCAGCGAAUGACAGGGAGUUUAACAGCCACAUUGAUCUAUGUCUUUCGCGACAGACGAUCAAAGAGGUCGUCGCCGAGGCGCACGGAUCCACACUCGCAGGCCCUAGCAGAGCAUCACCCGACGCAGGUGUGCCAGAUAGGCCGAGGUCUGCCAACGGGAUGAAGGCGAAGAGAAAAGUCUCGUCCAGUAACCUAGCAGGGCCGGACGUGGCUGGCGGGAGGAGACAGAAGAGAUUAUUCUUCACAUGA